This is a messenger RNA of Recurvomyces mirabilis, 576 nucleotides long. RefSeq lists its product as uncharacterized. Lineage: Eukaryota; Fungi; Ascomycota; Dothideomycetes; Mycosphaerellales; Teratosphaeriaceae. The transcript has 2 exons. The record is from RefSeq and is a predicted model, not a curated record. The coding region runs from base 1 to 576 and encodes 191 amino acids.
AUGGACAAGGCUGUCGAGGGCCAGGACCUCUUGAAUGUACAGUCCGUAUUUGCCGUCCUCACCACUUAUGUUAUCUGGCCGAUCGGACUGGUCGUAUACUACGUUCUACUCUACCUGGCAAUCGCGAUACUGUUUUUAGCCAAGAUUCUGUACACACCAGUCGGAUGGUUAUUACAGCCUAUCAUAUACAUGGGCCAAUUCUUACUCAUCGUUUUAUGGACGCCUUUCCGCUUGUUGGCGAAGCUGGAGACACUCUACAUCUAUCUCGGCGUGGCAGCAGUGGUCGGUCUCGCUAUCGGCGCAGUUAUGCGGUACCUCUACGGCUCACUGUCUGGAGUAUUGCACCUGGAUACGCCACCAGCAAGGUCAGCCAAGGAGUACCGCCAGGCAAAGCGUAGAGAGAAGGAGAAGACUGCGGCUUCAUUCUACCCACCACUGCAUGCAUCACCUCAAAGUACAUCGCCCACACAGCCUUCGCAAGCCUACUAUAGCACCUCUGAUGCUGCACUAAAGUCACGACAUGGCAAAGGUCUCCUGAACCAAACUAUCAUGGAAGAGAUGGACUCCGACUAUUGA